Symbiodinium sp. CCMP2456 is the source of this 626-nucleotide messenger RNA. NCBI's taxonomy places the organism in Eukaryota, Dinophyceae, Suessiales, Symbiodiniaceae. The record is from the annotation of a GenBank genome assembly.
AUGAAAUUCUUUUCCGGCACGAAGACUCCACGCUCCUAUCAGGUGAUCCUCGCUGCGUCCGAACUCGGCCCUUAUGUGCCAGGCCUCGGCCAGGCAUACCACACCUCCAUCCUGGUGGACAACAUGGAGUAUGAGUUUGGGGGUGGCGGGAUCAACGUCAGCAAAGGGCCCGUUAGCCACCGACGCUUCAGCCGGGGGCACGAGAUGGUCCAUUUGGGGAGCACCACCUUGAACCCCAAGGCCAUGAUGACGUUGCUCACCGACUAUUUCCAGCCUGGCACGUACGACAUGCUGAGAAAGAACUGCAAUUCCUUCACCAGCUGCUGUCUUCAUUUCCUCUUGGGGAAAGCGAUGGAUCCCAAGUACACGGUGAUGGAGGGCAUGGCCACGAGCCUGGACAACUACACAUACCUGGUCCGCAUGGUGAUGCCCGACUACCAGCCCAACCCGUACGCGGAGGGCUUCAGCGUCGAGCUCGUGUGUGUCGACAUCAACCACCACCAGGAGAUGCUGCAAAAAGCAGGUGAAGAGAAGGGCAAGGCCUGGGCGUCCCUUCGGCGCCUACGAAGGAAAGCGAUGAGUGGGAGGGAGAUCUUGCGAAAUGUGCUCUGCGGCAGUAAGUUCGC